AUGAACUCUACCCAGCCCCAUGGAAUGCACACCUCUCUCCACUCCUGGAACCGCAGUGGCCACGGGCUGCCCGCCAAUGUCAGUGAGUCCCCGGCAAAAGGCUACUCGGACGGGGGGUGCUAUGAGCAGCUCUUUGUCUCUCCCGAGGUGUUUGUGACUCUGGGGGUCAUCAGCUUGUUGGAGAAUAUUCUGGUGAUUGUGGCCAUCGCCAAGAAUAAGAAUCUGCAUUCACCCAUGUACUUUUUCAUCUGCAGCCUGGCUGUGGCUGACAUGUUGGUGAGCGUUUCCAACGGGUCGGAAACCAUUGUCAUCACCCUGCUGAACAGCACAGACACGGACGCGCAGAGCUUCACGGUGAAUAUUGACAAUGUCAUCGACUCGGUGAUCUGCAGCUCCUUGCUCGCCUCCAUCUGCAGCUUGCUGUCGAUCGCGGUGGACAGGUACUUCACCAUCUUCUAUGCGCUCCAGUACCAUAGCAUCAUGACGGUGAGGCGGGUGGCGAUCACCAUCAGUGCCAUCUGGGCGGCCUGCACGGUGUCCGGCGUCCUGUUCAUCAUUUACUCGGACAGCAGCGCUGUCAUCAUCUGCCUCAUCGCCGUGUUCUUCACCAUGCUGGCUCUCAUGGCCUCCCUCUAUGUUCACAUGUUCCUCACGGCCAGGCUCCACAUCAAGAGGGUCGCGGUCCUGCCGGGUACCGGCGCCAUCCGCCAGGGCGCCAACAUGAAGGGGGCGAUCACGCUGACCAUCCUGAUCGGGGUCUUCGUUGUCUGCUGGGCCCCCUUCUUCCUGCACCUGAUAUUCUACAUCUCCUGCCCCCAGAACCCCUACUGCGUGUGCUUCAUGUCUCACUUUAACCUGUAUCUCAUCCUGAUCAUGUGCAAUUCCGUCAUCGACCCUCUGAUCUACGCCCUGCGGAGCCAGGAACUGAGGAAAACCUUCAAAGAGAUCAUUUGCUGCUCUCCUCUAGGUGGCCUCUGUGAUUUGUCCAGCAGAUAUUAA
Messenger RNA from Budorcas taxicolor (takin), 999 nucleotides. It is a transcript of the gene MC4R, whose product is annotated as melanocortin 4 receptor. Gene Ontology annotation, cellular component: membrane. The record is from RefSeq and is a predicted model, not a curated record. Gene Ontology annotation, biological process: G protein-coupled receptor signaling pathway. Bases 1 to 999 code for a protein of 332 amino acids. NCBI's taxonomy places the organism in Eukaryota, Metazoa, Chordata, Mammalia, Artiodactyla, Bovidae. The transcript has a single exon. Gene Ontology annotation, molecular function: melanocyte-stimulating hormone receptor activity.